CACUCUAUCCUCCUCCUUCUUCCCCGGCGGCGUAUCUCUUCUGAGAGCGGGUUUCGGUCUUCUGCUCUAUGAGGGCCGAGGGUCGCAACCCUCAACUCCCUCUCCGCCUCACCAAAGCAUCCAGCAUCCAGCAAGCAUCGCACGCACAAAUCUACUAUUCAUCUCUACACUCCACGCAACAAAAAGAACCUCACCCCAAUCCUCCAACAAAACCGACAAAACCAAAAAUGAAAUUCCUCGCCACCCUCCUCACCGCCACCACCCUGAUCACCUCCACCACAGCCGUCUGGACGACCCUCGAAGGCUCUAACUGCUCCACCUGCUCCGCCAACUCCUGCAUCUACCGCAUGACUGACAAACGCUCGGACGACCGCAUCGACUCUGACCAAGAAGUCGCGUGCUACCGUGGCCACGUCGUUCUGCAGCGCUCGUUGACCAAAGGGACAACGGGAGUCCCGCACUGCCGCAUCUCGUUCCAGGGCCCGGGUGAGGACUGCAAGUUGAAUGGGAAGGGUGGGGGCUGGAACCCGGCGGUCGCGGCGAGGAAGACUUUAGGGUUUGAUAAGCCGCAGCAGGUCGGGGCCGUGUACUUUUCGAGGGGAUGUCGGGCUGGAGCGACGAUUAGGAGCGAGAUUAAUAACUUUUGUAUGCCUGGGCGGAGGGAUGGGAAUGCGACGGUGGUGGAGGGUGAUGUGAAUGUGGAGGCUUUUGAUGGACCUGAGGAGGAUAUCGUUGGGGAUUUUGUGGGAGUGGAUGGGGAGGAGGAGACCGUCGUUGAGGAGGAGAGCACAUCCGAAUAGGACAUUGGUAUUGGUUUUCCCUUCAGUCGGCGGGUGCUCCAACGUAUUCGUGUGCCCCCCUCCCUUCCCCCGUUUUUCUCUGUAAAUCAUAGACACCUUCGUAGAUUUCUCCAUUCUAUAUUUGAUUUUUAUAUAGCUGUUUCCCACUCCUCAUGUAUAGCCUUUUUGUGAAUAGCAAUUUCCAUUUUUCUCUCAAAAUCUCCCUCUCCCAUCCUCUUGUCGCAUGUGUGCUGGGAAGGAAACACUCGUG
Fimicolochytrium jonesii is the source of this 1050-nucleotide messenger RNA. RefSeq lists its product as uncharacterized. The record is from RefSeq and is a predicted model, not a curated record. The transcript is spliced from 2 exons. The coding region runs from base 69 to 800 and encodes 243 amino acids. Lineage: Eukaryota; Fungi; Chytridiomycota; Chytridiomycetes; Spizellomycetales; Powellomycetaceae.